Castor canadensis (American beaver) is the source of this 1074-nucleotide messenger RNA. RefSeq names its product G protein-coupled receptor 148 (gene Gpr148). Gene Ontology annotation, cellular component: membrane. The record is from RefSeq and is a predicted model, not a curated record. Lineage: Eukaryota; Metazoa; Chordata; Mammalia; Rodentia; Castoridae. Gene Ontology annotation, molecular function: G protein-coupled receptor activity; olfactory receptor activity; odorant binding. Gene Ontology annotation, biological process: detection of chemical stimulus involved in sensory perception of smell; G protein-coupled receptor signaling pathway.
AUGGGGAGCGAGCUGACACCCUGUCCCCUGGGCACUACCACGUGGACAGCUCCAGUCCAGACCCUUGGCGAGACACUCUGCACGACCCAAGCAGUCAGCAAUGCUUCCCAGGGCCUCAGAGACCCUAGGGUGUCUACUACCAUGCUGCGCUGGCUCUUGCUUCCCUCCAGUGUGCUGACUGCGGCCACACUAGCCCUGAACCCCCUGCUGCUAGUGGCCAUCCUGAGGAGCCAGAGGCUGCGGCAUCAGCCCCACUACCUGCUGCUGGCCAACAUCUUGCUGUCGGAUCUUGCCUACAUCCUCUUCCACACACUCAUCUCCUCUAGCAGUCUGGGAGGCUGGGAGCUGGGCCGCAUCACCUGUGGCAUUCUUAGGGAUGCUGUCUUCACUGCCUGCACCAGCACCAUCCUGUCCUUCACAGCCACCGUGCUGCACACUUACCUGGCAGUCACUCAUCCUCUGCGCUACCUCUCCUUCAUAUCUGGCAGGGCUGCCCGGAAGACAGUGGCCCUCAUCUGGCUGGUGGCCUGUUUUUUUCCCAACUUUCUGCUCUGGAUUGGCAAACAGCAGGAUGCCAGGCUGGAAGGACAGGGGUCCUUGUGUAUCCUGCCACUGGGCCUGGGCACGGAGAAGAGUCAUGGGCCCCUGGUUGUUGUCAUCCACACCUUCCUCUUGUGUAUUCUCUUUGUCUGUGCAGCUGUCGUCACCUACUGCUUCUGGAGGAUCUACGCAGAGGCCAGGUCCUCAGGCAGCUGCGCACAGGGCUAUUCCCGGGCCAGGGGCACCCUGCUUAUCCACGUGGUGCUGAUCACACUCUAUGUAAGUACAGGAGUGCUAUUCUCCCUGGACGUCAUGCUGACCAAGUACCACCACAUUGAUGCCAGCACUCAUAUGUGGCUCCUGGCAGCCAACAGCGAGGUGCUCAUGAUGCUUCCUCGUGCCAUGCUCCCAUACCUGUACAUGCUCCGCUACCGCCAGCUGCUGGGGGUGGUCCGGGGCCACUUCUCCCCCAGGAGGCAUGGAGCUAUCUACACCAUUUCCCAGAGCUACCGAGUCCACGAUCUGGCAGGCUGA